This is a messenger RNA of Drosophila ficusphila, 3791 nucleotides long. It is a transcript of the gene Ranbp16, whose product is annotated as ran-binding protein 16. The transcript has 17 exons. Gene Ontology annotation, biological process: protein export from nucleus. Gene Ontology annotation, molecular function: nuclear export signal receptor activity; small GTPase binding. The record is from RefSeq and is a predicted model, not a curated record. NCBI's taxonomy places the organism in Eukaryota, Metazoa, Arthropoda, Insecta, Diptera, Drosophilidae. The coding region runs from base 217 to 3486 and encodes 1089 amino acids. Gene Ontology annotation, cellular component: cytoplasm; nuclear pore.
CUUGUUUGAGGAACAAUUUAGCGUUUUGUUUUCAUUUAUAAAUUAACUUGAAUAAGAAAAAUUUCUAUAUGUCAUUACUUUGGUUGAACCAACUAUACAGACAUCAACACAAAAGGAAGCGGUUAGUUCUAAGUUAUAACACCGGAAUAAAAAUACAUUUUGAGCAUUGUCCAGUUUGCUUUUGAAGCUCAAUCCGGUAUUCAUUCUAGUUGCAUUAUGGAUAUACAACAAUUGGAGGUUCUCUGCAAGCAACUAUACGAAGCCACUGACAUAAAUAUUCGUGCCCAAGCCGAGAAAGCCCUAGUGACAUUUGUAAACAGCCAAGAUGCGUUGCCAAAAUGCCAAUUGCUAUUGGACCGGGCCGAUUCCAGCUACGCCCAAAUGCUGGCCGCAUCCACUCUCACAAAACUUAUUCAGGGACUCAGUCUUGAGCAGCGAAUCGACAUUCGCAGCUAUGCCCUCAACUAUUUGGCGACAAGGCCAAACCUGCAGCAAUUCGUUAUCCAGGCUUUGGUUACUCUCCUAGCCAAAAUCACAAAGUUCGGGUGGUUUGAUACGUACAAGGGAGAAUUGGUGUUCCAAAAUCUUUUGGAAGAUGUUAAGAAGUUUCUGCAGGGAUCUGUGGAGCAUUGCACAAUUGGGGUGCAAAUUCUAUCACAACUGGUUUGUGAAAUGAAUUCAAUUGUGGAGAUCGACGCGCACUUGUCCUUUUCGAAGAAUCGAAAGAUAGCCACUUCCUAUCGGGACCAGCAACUCUAUGACACCUUUUUGUUAUCCUGCUCACUUUUGGUAACAGCCCGUGAUAAUAGCAAAACCAUAAACUUUAUGGAUGAAUCGCAACAAGCGUUAAUAUCACAUGUACUGCGGCUAACGAAAAAUUGCCUGAGCUUCGACUUUAUCGGGAGUUCGACAGACGAAUCUGCUGACGACAUGAAUAACGUUCAGAUACCCACAGCUUGGCGUCCUGCAUUCUUAGAUUCGAACACACUUAAACUUUUUUUUGAUUUAUACCAAAUUUUGCCCAAUGGUUUAGCUAGCUACUCCAUAUCCUGCCUGGUUCAAAUGACAUCUGUGCGUCGGUCUCUUUUUAGUAAUUCUGAGAGAACAAAAUUUCUCACGCAUUUGGUUGAAGGAGUCAGAGAUAUUUUGACAAGUCUGCACGGCUUAAGUGAUCCAGAUAACUAUCACGAGUUCUGCCGUUUGCUGGCUCGCCUCAAGUCUAAUUAUCAACUAGGUGAACUUAUAGCGGUCCCAUGUUAUCCAGAAGCAAUCGAACUAAUAGCCAAGUUUACUGUGCAAUCCUUGCAUGUGUGGCUUUUUGCACCGAAUAGUGUACAUUACCUACUUGCGCUCUGGCAACGUAUGGUGGCAUCUGUUCCGUAUGUUAAGUCGCCGGAUCCGCAUUUGCUGGGCACCUACACGCCGUUAGUCAUCAAGGCGUACAUUGAUUCGCGCUUGGAUGCUGUUCCCUUGAUUGUCCGUGACAAUCUAGAGGAUCCAUUGGACGAUCUGUGCAUGGUACAGCAACAGCUGGAGCAAUUGUCGGUGAUCGAAAGGUGCGAGUAUAACAAGACUUGUAGCCUUCUGGUUCAGCACUUUGAUCAGAAGGCUCGUGAGUAUGAGAACCUCUUGCAGACGCCCAACGCGAACCCCAUUGAUAUCACAAUACAUGAGCUUCAGCUUACGUGGUUAGUGUAUAUAAUCGGUUCGGCGAUCGUGGGUCGUCUGUCCGUAACGACAAGCGAUGAACAUGACACCAUGGACGCAGAGCUCGUAAUUCGAGUGCUGCAGCUAAUGAGCCUAACAGACGCUCGAUUGCCGCAGGCUGGCUGCGAAAAGCUCGAGCUGGCAGUCCUUAGCUUUUUGGAUCAGGUGCGUAAAAUGCAUAGCAGCGAGCAGGCACAAAAAGCAAAUGUAUACAAGAGACUAAGCGAAGUGUUUGGACUGAGCGAUGAACAAAUGCUAUUAAGUUUUAUUAAUCGCAAAAUCAUUACAAAUCUUAAGUUUUGGGGACGCUCGGAGCCGAUUAUCACCAAAACCCUUAUGUUACUUUCGGAUCUCUCUGUGCACUUUAAUUCCGUGCGCAAACUGGCACGCUUAGAAGAAGUUCAGUUUAUGCUUACACAUCACACAAGCGAACAUUUUCCAUUCCUGGGAACGAAUUCUACGUUAAGUGAAAUGAGAUGUCGCACCAUGUUUUACACAUCGUUAGGGCGUUUGUUAAUGUUUGAUUUGGGCGAGGAUGAGGAGAGAUUUUAUAAUUUUCUGGAGCCUUUAACAAACCAAUUCGAAUCCCUUGGUUCUGCGCUGAUGAACUCGAGAUUUGCCACUGAUGAAGCCAAAAAAGCCACCAUUGGCUUGGCUCGUGACCUUCGUGGCCUGGCUUUGCCUCUUAAUGCUCGCAUUCAGUAUACGAUGCUCUUCGAAUGGCUAUACUAUGCUGACUACCUGCCUAUUCUGUUGCGCGCAAUGGAAAUAUGGGCUCACGAUCCUGCCGUUACGACACCUGUGUUGAAAUUAUUUGCUGAAUUAGUACAUUGCCGCACCCAAAGGCUGGCUGGGAACGUAUCAAGCCCGAUGGGCAUUCUGUUAUUUCGUGAGGCUUCAAAACUUAUUUGUAUAUACGGCAAUAGUAUUUUGCGCCAAGAGGUUCCACGCGAUCAACUGUAUCCCAUGAAACUCAAAGGAAUUGCCAUAUGCUUCUUAAUCUUAAAGAACUCUCUGGGGGGAAACUAUGUUAACUGCGGAGUAUUUAAGCUGUAUGGAGAUAGUACUUUGGAUAAUGUUCUCAAUAUUAUUGCAAAGUUAAUUCUUUCCAUAGAACAAAGUGAUUUACUGGAAUAUCCGAAGUUGUCAUCGGCUUAUUACAAUUUGUUAAAUUGUCUUUCACAAGAUCAUGUUUCCUAUUUGGCAGCCUUGGAGCCUUCUGCAUUCGUUUACAUUUUGAAAAGUCUUACUAAAGGACUGGCUGCGUUAGAUUCAGCCAUAUAUAUAAGUUGCUGCACAAUUUUGGAUAGUAUUGUUUCCUACAUUUUUAAACAGCUACAAAUGAAAGUUUCCACAUUUCCAAACAAAAAGCUCAGGAGCUUAAACCAAGAAAAUGCGCAAUUUUUAAAGGUUGUUGAAAUGAACUCUGAGUUGCUCCAGAGUAUGAUGUCUUCAUUAUUGAACAACGUUUUGGCUGAGGAUUGUCGAAAUCAAUGGUCCAUGUCUCGUCCAUUGCUGGUUCUAAUUUUACUCUAUGAGGAUUAUUAUCGUUCGCUAAAGGAUAGAAUUAUUUGUGGGCAACCAGUGGAGAAACAACAGACAAUGGCUCAGUGGUUCGAUGAUCUGAUGGUUGGAAUCGAGCGAAAUGUUUCCAGUAAAAAUAAAGAAAAAUUUACUCAAAAUUUAUCAACAUUUCGGCGUGAUGUGGUUAACUUACCAAAAUCAAAUUCAAGUGUAACAGCAGAAGAUUUUUAUAGAGUCUUGGAAAGUAACAGAUGAAGGAAGCGUAGGUUAUGGCAGGCAUAACUUCCAUUGGAUCAAGAGGGUUUUUCCAAAUCAAUUGUAGCCUUUUGGCUAGCAGUGUGUUUCCAUCCGGAUGUGAAUAUGCAGCUAUAUGUUUACUGUCCACAUUAAGAAGUCUUAUAGUUCCAUUUAGGCUUAACACCCUAAUUUGAAGAAAAUGCCUGUCUCGACAUUAAAAACUUUUACAUUUUUAAAUUCUUUUAGUGUAAAAACGAUUAUAAUAUAUAUUUUCUAUAUAAAAAUUGACUCGAUGGCGCACAAAAUGCCUUUAAUUUGCAUAA